CUGCUCGUCAUCCCGCGCCCCUGGUCAACCACAACCACCAGCCAAGAUGCGCCGCAGCCAGCGCCCAUACGAGCGCCCACAGAGGCCGAUAUGACCAAGACCUUUGGCAGCCUUCUCCCACAAGCAACAUACCUGACCACGCCCCAAGGGAGAGCAGCAUACUAUGACUACCCGCCCACCACCUCCACCAACACAACAACAACAGCCCCAUCAUCCUCUUCCCCAGACCACCACGCAGCACCCCUCCGCAUCCUCAUGAUCCACGGCAUCCAAACCCCAGCCCUGGGCCUCCAGCCCCUCGCCACAGACCUCCGCAGCCGCUUCCCAACAGCUCACAUCGCCCUGCUCGAUCUCUGGGGCCACGGGUUAACCGACACCCCUCUCAGCCCCCACGUGCCCUCGCUGUUCUACAGCCUUUUGGACGCGGUCCUAGCUGCGCUGGGAUGGCAGAGCAGCGGCACGAGCAGCAGCAAGGUGCAUCUUGUCGGGUACUCGUUCGGCGGCUCGCUAGCGGCAGGGUACGCGGCGCUCCGCCCUGAAGCGGUGGCUUCUGUGUCCUUUAUCGCGCCGGCAGGGUUGAUGUGGCGCUCGGCUCUGUUCUCGGAGGAGGCGCAGACGAGGCACGAGCUCGCGGUGAGCAGCAGCAGUAGCACGCUUGAUCUGGUCCUGGAGUUUCUCGAGGGCGGGAAAUUGGUUGUGCCGGACGACUGGCGGGAGAGGGUGGGCAAGGGCGAGGUCGUUGCGGAGGCUGUGCGGGACUGGGAGAUGAAGACGCACGCGGGCCAUGCGGGCAGCGUGGUUGCUAUCUUUCGAGAUGGCGCCGUGUUUGAUAACCAUGCUGCAUAUCGGGCUGCCGUGGAGGCUGUGGGCGUGGACAGGUGUCUCGGGGUGGUGGGCGAGCUGGACGAGGUGUGCAGCAGGCAGGAUCUGCUGGAUGUUGGGUUCUCGAAUGUUGCUGUUGUCCCGCAGGCUGGCCAUGCUGUUGUUAGGCAGCGGGUCCCUGAUGUUGCUACUCUUAUCGAGGAGUUUUGG
Messenger RNA from Cryphonectria parasitica EP155, 1032 nucleotides. RefSeq names its product alpha/beta-hydrolase. The record is from RefSeq and is a predicted model, not a curated record. The transcript has 2 exons. The annotation marks the transcript as partial. Lineage: Eukaryota; Fungi; Ascomycota; Sordariomycetes; Diaporthales; Cryphonectriaceae.